Molecule: messenger RNA, 702 nt
Organism: Protopolystoma xenopodis
Lineage: Eukaryota; Metazoa; Platyhelminthes; Monogenea; Polystomatidea; Polystomatidae
Source: the annotation of a GenBank genome assembly
AUGGGCCUGUUAUUAUCCCGUAUCCAGGAUAUCAUUUCUUCCACCGUUGAGAUUAUUCGCCGCUUGGCCUGCAUGGGAGUGGACUGGGUCACGGUUCACUGUCGGACAUCCAGCCAGCGCAGUAGCCAGCCUGCCUUGCAUCAUCUCCUUUCCGAAGUCAUUGCCGCUGGCCGCGGCUCAGCUUCCCAUUUGGCCACUGGCUGCCCUCUCCCCAUCAUCCUUAACGGCGAUAUCCAGUCUAUGGCCGAUGCUGAUCGCGCCUGGAGUAUGACUGGCUGUCAAGGAAUCAUGGUUGCUCGUGGUCUAUUAUCAAGUCCCUGGCUUUUUGACGCCUCUCACACUGGCUUAACGGCCGUCUCCUCCGGACAUGGCCAGUUUAUUGCAAAUCGAGAUUUGCUCAGCUCGUUAGAUUUAUUGCUUCUCAAGCGAGCCGUAAACACUUGGAUUGAUCUUAAUCUUCGGCAUUCUGACAGUGGUCGCAAUUUCGUAAGCUUGCAUCGCCAAGUCUAUUGGAUGCUAGAAGCCUGGCUUGAUUCCACGCGACGUCGUCUCUUGCAUAGCUUGACCGGAUUCUCUGGUUUAAUCGACUGGCUAGACGAUUUUUGGCCUCUCCUAGAGUUUAGUUUUGAUACAAGACAGCCACUCCUCUCUUCUAUGUCUUCUUAUUCCUCCAUGUCUUCUCCAUUAUAUGCUAUUCAAUAA